Molecule: messenger RNA, 927 nt
Organism: Actinia tenebrosa (Australian red waratah sea anemone)
Lineage: Eukaryota; Metazoa; Cnidaria; Anthozoa; Actiniaria; Actiniidae
Product: heme-binding protein 2
Source: RefSeq, a predicted model, not a curated record
AGGUAAUUCAAUAGAAAUAUUCUGUUAUCGCAAAAGCCAGAUGACUAGUACGUGAUCAUCUUGAAGUAAACUCACUAAAUAUAACAUCAAGCUAACAAUCAGAAAAGCCAUUCACCUUUUGCUUCAACUGGCGUCAGUAUAACAGAGGGAUUAUAAGAAUCAGGAUGCAAAAGCUUGGAAUUGUUCUUCUUCUUCUUGUGGUCUGCAUUCCCACCGUUUGGUUGGGAAAGCUGGUAAAAGGUGACCAACUGAAGCGGGUUCCUCGGAGCGUUGCGCAUAACAUGCAGAAACCUUCCAAAGAAAAAGGCUGGAUAGGAGAGUUUGGAGUWGAUGUGGAUUACAGCAAAAUGAGUAAUGAAGAUGUGUCAGARAUGAUGAUGACGAAAAUGCGUAUGAAGAUGAAACGAAUGCUGCAGCCACUCAGAGACCUAUUUAUUAAGGUACUUGACCUAGGACCCAAACAAACCAUUCCAGGAAGACCAGCAUUCUGUGGUAAUCGCGAGUGUCCACAACACACAGUUUUGAAAAAACACGAACAUUAUGAACUGAGGUCAUACCCGGCAGCACGUUGGRUCAGCACCAACAUGCAAGGUAACUGAAUACUAUACUAAUAUCGAUGUCAAUGCGUAUGCUAUCCGGUCAGUCGAGGUCUAAAGGAACACGCCAUAACCAGCCAUGCACUGACACAGCUGAGUUGAUUAGCAAACGAGACAUGUUAUUAAUUAACAUUUUAGAGUUAAGAAGGGGGGAGGGGGGAGGGGGGUAUUUACAUCUUCUUUCCUAAAUCCAAUUCAUGUCCGACAGAAUUCCAGUAUUUAAGCAAAGUAGUCUAUUGGUUCAUAGUUAUACACAAAAUUAAUGAACUAAUUUAGUUGAGCUCAUGUGCUUACAAUAGAAACGAGCUUCAACAUAAUCAAAACUGAAAAA